CAGGAGCACCUUUCAGUUGAGAUCCCAAAAGUCAUGAGUCCGGUUCAGUCAUAUCCACAGCUCGGCCUGCUCCUCCUUCUCGUCAUCGUGACCUUGGGCGUAGCCCAAUCAAGUAGGUUGCCGGCGGAUGUGGGCUCCCAACCGCACAGCAUUUCCUUGCGGCGGAAUGGCGUCCAUAUGUGUGGAGGAUGUCUAGUCAGCGAGAAUUGGAUCCUCACCGCAGCUCAUUGCCUUAGCUUGGGAGGUGGACAGCAAAGCUACCCAGCUCGGUCCUUUAAUGUUCGAGUUGGCAGCAUUCAACGUCUAACUGGUGGUCAACUGGUGCCCCUGUCCGAGAUCAUAAUCCACAAGAACUACUCCAGUUCGGAUGCAGCCGGAUCCAAUGACUUGGCCUUGUUGAAACUGGAGACCCCGGUGGUCCUGAACGCUAAUACGCAGCCCAUUGAUUUGGCCACAGAGAGACCGCCAGCGGGAUCUCAGAUCUCAUUUUCCGGUUGGGGAUCUAGCAAGAUCGAGGGAUCCCUUAGUCAUGCUCUUCAGGUGGCCAACAGAUUGAGCCUGAGUGCAAGUGAUUGCCAAAAAGAGUUGUUCCUGGAACAGGAGGAUCUGCUCUGCUUGUCCCCAGUUGCCGAGGACUUUGCCGGAAUCUGUUCUGGCGAUGCUGGAGCUCCGGCUGUGUACAAUAACCAACUUGUGGGCAUUGCUUCCUUCUUUGUCAGCGGUUGUGGUUCCGGACAGCCCGAUGGCUAUGUGGAUGUGACCCAGCAUCUGGAAUGGAUUAACGAAAUUGUUGGUUAAUUAAAAUCGAGCUAUUGAUAAGGGAUAACUUUGUAUUUUUGUUGACUUUUGAUUUUUAAUAUAAGAAGGUAAUUAAUUAA
Messenger RNA from Drosophila eugracilis, 878 nucleotides. RefSeq names its product serine protease SP24D. Gene Ontology annotation, biological process: proteolysis. NCBI's taxonomy places the organism in Eukaryota, Metazoa, Arthropoda, Insecta, Diptera, Drosophilidae. The coding region runs from base 34 to 798 and encodes 254 amino acids. The transcript has 2 exons. The record is from RefSeq and is a predicted model, not a curated record. Gene Ontology annotation, molecular function: serine-type endopeptidase activity.